UCUGACACUCACACGUAUUGUUGGACCAAACUAGCAGCUUCCUCUGAGUGAGUCCAGCUACAGGAGAGAAAAGUGGAAAACUCCAUCACUGCUGCUUCAAGCUGCUGACGCUCCACACACUGAAUCUUCACUCACAGACUCAAUGGCUUCCAGAUCAGAGGAGGAUCUCUGCUGUCCGGUCUGUCAGGAGGUCUUCAGAGAUCCUGUUCUUCUGUCAUGUAGCCACAGCUUCUGUAAAGACUGUCUGAAGAGAUGGUGGAGAGAGAGACCAACAUACGAGUGUCCAGUUUGUAAGAAAAUAUCAGUGUAUGAUCCACCUUUAAACCGGGCUCUAAAGAACCUGUGUGAGUUGUUCUUACAGGAGAGAGAUCGGAGAGCUUCAGAGGCUCUCUGCAGUCUGCACUCUGAGAAACUCAAACUCUUCUGUCUGGACCAUCAGCAGCCAGUGUGUGUCGUCUGCAGAGACUCAGAAAAACACACCAACCACAGAUUCAGACCCAUCGAUGAAGCUGCACAACAACACAAGAAGGAACUUCAGGAAACUCUGGAGCCCUUAAAGGAGAAGUUAAAGGUUUGUGAAGAAGUUCAAGUGAAGUUUGAUCAAACAGCAGAACACAUUAAGGUCCAGGCCCGACACACAGAGAGGCAGAUUAAGGAGCAGUUUAAGAAGCUUCACCAGUUUCUAGCAGAGGAAGAGGAGGCCAGGCUGGCUGCACUGAGGGAGGAAGAGGAGCAGAAGAGUGGGAUGAUGAAGGAGAAGAUGGAGGCUCUGAGCAGAGAGAUAGCAGCUCUUUCAGACACAGUCAGAGCCACAGAGGAGGAGCUGAGAGCUGAAGACGUCUCAUUCCUGCACAACUACAAGGCUGCAGUGGAAAGAGUCCAGCGCUGCCCCCUGCUGGAUGAUCCACAGCUGCCCUCAGGAGCUCUGAUAGACCAGGCCAAACACCUGGGCAACCUGACCUUCAACAUCUGGAACAACAUGAAGGACAUGGUCUCCUACACUCCUCUCAUUCUGGACCCAAACACAGCAUGUCCAGAACUCAUCCUGUCUAAGGAUCUGACCAGUGUGAGAGGAGGAGAUGAACAGCAGCUUCCUGAUAAUCCAGAGAGGUUUCAUUCUGCUUACCUUGUCCUGGGCUCUGAGGGCUUUAACUCAGGGACUCACAGCUGGGAUGUUGAUGUUGGAGAUGGUACAGGGUGGGUACUGGGUGUGUUAGCAGAGUCUGUGCAGAGGAAGGGAAGCAUACGAACUGGAUUAUGGGCUAUAUUGUUUAGUAGAAGAAAAUACUACGCACUCUCACCAUCAGCUGGAUUCACUGCUCUCUCAGUAGAGAAGAAGUUCCAGAGGAUCAGAGUGAAUCUGGACUGGAACAGAGGAAAGCAGUCGUUCUCUGAUCCUGAUACUAACACACACAUACACACCUUCACACACACUUUCACUCACAGGAUGUUUCCAUAUAUUCACACUGAUGGUAAAGUGAAGGUGUGUCCGUUGUUGGUGUCAGUGUCAGUGGAGCAGAUGAGUUGAGGAUGACGAUAUUUCUAAUGUUGUUUCCUGUCAGUGAAUUGAAGCUGUUAAACUGCAGCUGUCCUCCUGCUGCCUCGUUGUUCCAAAGCUCUUUGUUUCUCUUUUAGUUCUCACUGUUUCUUUCUGUUUCUGCUGUCCACCUUUUCACAUGGAAAAUCAUUUCACUGUUUCUCACUGAAUGACUCCCCAAACUAGAUUUGAAAUUCUAUCAAGUUUCUAAUCAUUACAAGUGAUUCAUGUUUCUAUUUGAUGUGUGUAAAUGGAGAUGAUUUAGUUUGCUGGGAUAUGGACUGACAUGUGUUGAAUGGGAGGAGCAGUUUGUUGUUGUCUUCUUGUCUGUUUAUGACAACAAUAAAUAUAUUGUUGAAACAA
Oreochromis aureus is the source of this 1900-nucleotide messenger RNA. Its product is annotated as nuclear factor 7, ovary-like. Gene Ontology annotation, molecular function: zinc ion binding; protein binding. The coding region runs from base 143 to 1528 and encodes 461 amino acids. The record is from RefSeq and is a predicted model, not a curated record. NCBI's taxonomy places the organism in Eukaryota, Metazoa, Chordata, Actinopteri, Cichliformes, Cichlidae. The transcript has 2 exons.